GCUCUCGAUGAUUCAUAAUAUUUUUAUGGAAACCUGAUCCUAGUGGCAAAGUGAAGUAACAUGGAGGACGAUGAAGAGGUUCUGACAAAUCCGACUGAAGAGGCAAACAGCAGUGCUGUUAAUAAACUGUCACCUGAGCAUAUUCUGGCUGACAGUUGUCAACUUGUAGCAGACUCGCUUGGAGUAGAAUUGCUACAGAGGAAAGCAGCCAGCCACUUAUCGAGAGAGGUUAUUUUCAAAGUAAAAUUGGCGAUUCAGCAUGCCGAACGAUUCCGACGCAAAGCAAAACGAAGUAGAAUGAGUCCAAAAGAUAUAAAUGAUGCACUGAUGCUUCAAAGUGGUGAGGGGCAAAUGGGAAUCACCUGCAAAGAUUUUGUUCCAUUGAAAGGUGCUACUGGAGUAAAAAGCUCAAAUGAUAUUUAUGUUUGCGACGAGGAAGAAAUAAAUCUCAACGAAAUUUUGCAAUCAUCCCUUCCCAAGUAUCCAGCUGAAUGCCACAUGAAGUGCCAUUGGCUUGUUGUAGACGGAAAACAACCCUCAGUUCCUGAAAAUCCACUCAUGGUCGAUCGACCAAAGCAGAUGAAAGCAUCUUUAAGCACUCCAACUGUUUCGCAUGGAACAAGUGCUCAGAACGGAAAUUCCGCAGCAAGGAAAGCCAAUGCAUCCAAUGCGAAUAGUAGUGCUCCUCAAACAAACGCUACACCAGGUGCUGUAAAAACGAAACCAGUUCGCUUUCACGAAUUGUCUCUUGAACAACAACUUUAUUUUAAGGAAAUCACAGAGGCGUGUAUGAAUACGAACGAGGAAAGAAAGUCGGAGGCGUUGGCGUCUUUGUCUACUGAUCCUGGGCUGCACGCGUUACUUCCCAGAUUUUCAGCCUUCAUCACCCAUGGAGUGCGAUUGAAUGUUCUUCAUCGAAGUCUUGCAAUACUUAUUUACCUCAUGCGAAUGCUGUCUGCACUUCUGAACAACCCUAAUAUUUCACUCGAAAAGUAUCUACACGAACUUGUACCCUCAGUGUUCACGUGUAUUGUAAACCGUCAGCUGGUCGAUCAACAUUGGGCUCUAAGAAGCUUCGCUGCUAAAUGUUUGGCCAUGCUUUGUCAAACCUAUUCGAACAAUGUAAAUAACCUGUUGCCGAGAUCGGUCAACAUUCUGAAGCAAGCGUUGUCUGAAAUGCAUACGAUUGGGUUCCCGACUUUGUACGGAGUCGCGUGUGCACUCGGAGAAUUGGGAAAUGACACUAUUAAAUCGGUGCUCAUACCGCAGGGGAAGUCUCUUGGAAUUUUGAUUCAAGAUACGCUCCAGCAAUGCGCAAGGAGAGAACACCAGCAGCAGCAAAGUUUGGCCGCUGGUGCUAACAACGGCUUGUAUGAUUCAGCCGAUGACGCAAUGCUCAAAAAAGGUGCUCAGGAACUACAGACUAAACUGACGAAGGUGCUCGCUGCGUUCAUCGUAGCCGAAAUGACCGACCUUACUGAGUUCAAUGACUUCAAGGCUCAUUUUGGAUAUUUGGGUGCAGUGAUUUACAACGAAGUGACAAGGCUGCGACAGAACCAACAGCAAACUCAGUCAGCUGCAGUCUCAUACGUGUCUCCCAUUGCUCUCAGAAUGUCUCCAGGGACGUCGCCAAAUCCGAACCAGACCAUGCAGAGACACAACGUCGGAGUCACUUCUCAACAUCAGAUGCGAGGUGUGCCAAGAGUGGCCAUGCAGCAAGGAGGAAUGAUGGUGCAAGGUCGACACAUGAUGCAGUCGCCACAGACAAAUUACAUCAACAGUCAGACACUUCCUAGACACCCUCAACAGACCUUCGUAAAUGGAUCCAUGACGUCACCACCUGACUCCAAGGACUUUCAGAUUAGUCCUGCAAACCCUAACGCCCACUUCAUGGCUCAGCAGCAAGCCAUGAUUUCGCCCCAUCAGGGACAUCACAUGCAGCACUCUCAGAUCAGCCCAAAUGGCGCCCAAUUUGUGACCACAUCAAAUCAUCAGCAGAAUUAUCCAUAUAGCCAAAAUCGCUGAGAGGAGAUUUGAAUGGAGUAAUUGGUUGUGUGUAACAGAAGUGGUUUCUGACUCUGCAAUUAUACUCAGUUUUUGACUUUUUUUCUCAGGAAUCAGACUGAUUUGGAUACUAGACAUGGGAAAAAAGUAACCGAUUAACUAUAUCAGUGUUUAACCCAUCGAUUUUGCUGGCGGUUCUGGUUUUUGAAUAACUUUAUUCCUGUAUAUUUUUAAUAACUAGAAUUGAGCAGGGAAUAAUUUAUGCGAACAUGCAGAAUAAUCUUAAUGCUUCAACGCAUAUUACAACAGCUCUACAGGAGAGCAAGGUAACAUAAUCAGGGAAGCCUAAAAAUACACUGGUUCAUUGAAAAACACUGUUAAUCAUAAUUUAAUAAAACUGGAUUCAUCAUAAAUUAAUAAAACUGGAUUCAUGCAAUUUAAGGAGGGUUUGAAAUUGAAAAUUAAUAAAACUGUCCUUGCAACACAAAAUCUUCGUUUUGAUCACGCAUUCACGUCACCACCGUCACCCUUUUUAAUUUUAUUGUUUAUAUAGUUUGUUUAAAACUCAUUUGUGUUUUGGCUUUAAAAGUCGAUGAACGUGUGGUGAUUUUUUUUGCUCGGGAGAAAGGCAAAUUUGUUCAAUCUCAAAUUUACCUUUUCGCAGUUUGA
This is a messenger RNA of Symsagittifera roscoffensis, 2673 nucleotides long. RefSeq names its product transcription initiation factor TFIID subunit 6-like. The transcript has 6 exons. The record is from RefSeq and is a predicted model, not a curated record. Gene Ontology annotation, biological process: RNA polymerase II preinitiation complex assembly; transcription initiation at RNA polymerase II promoter. Gene Ontology annotation, molecular function: protein heterodimerization activity; RNA polymerase II general transcription initiation factor activity; transcription coactivator activity. The coding region runs from base 61 to 2025 and encodes 654 amino acids. Gene Ontology annotation, cellular component: transcription factor TFIID complex; SAGA complex; SLIK (SAGA-like) complex. NCBI's taxonomy places the organism in Eukaryota, Metazoa, Xenacoelomorpha, Acoela, Convolutidae.